This is a messenger RNA of Sphaerodactylus townsendi, 2286 nucleotides long. RefSeq names its product glycine receptor beta (gene GLRB). The record is from RefSeq and is a predicted model, not a curated record. Gene Ontology annotation, molecular function: extracellularly glycine-gated chloride channel activity; neurotransmitter receptor activity; transmembrane signaling receptor activity. Gene Ontology annotation, cellular component: neuron projection; synapse; postsynaptic membrane. Gene Ontology annotation, biological process: chemical synaptic transmission; regulation of membrane potential; nervous system process. The transcript is spliced from 10 exons. Bases 227 to 1720 code for a protein of 497 amino acids. Lineage: Eukaryota; Metazoa; Chordata; Lepidosauria; Squamata; Sphaerodactylidae.
CAGUAGCAACAUGGACGCUUUUUGAUGCAGGGUUCAUUUUGGUAGGACAGCGGCCGCUGCCGAGCUCUUGCUUUCCGCCGCUUGCUGGCUCGUGAUCCUCGGCUUUGCCAUGGGUCGCUGCAGGCUGCUCAGCCAUCUCCGGCUGCACUAGAGGGUCGAGGGUGGCCGUGGCUUCCCGGGCGUCCGUCUUCUGGUCAACUUCUGCUCCAGACCCAAAAUCUCCACGAUGAAGUUUUUACUGGCAGCUUUUGUGUUUGUUUUCUUCUCCUUAUGCGUUGAAGAGGUCUAUCCCAAAGAGAAAUCUUCAAAGAAAGGAAAAGGGAAAAAGAAGCAAUAUCUCUGUCCUUCCCAGCAAUCACCUGAAGAUCUCGCAAGGGUACCUCCUAAUUCCACCAGCAACAUUUUGAAUAGACUUCUGCUUACUUAUGAUCCCAGGAUAAGACCAAACUUCAAAGGAAUUCCAGUUGAAGUGGCAGUUAACAUUUUCAUUAACAGCUUUGGAUCAAUACAAGAAACAACUAUGGAAUAUAGAGUUAACAUCUUUCUAAGACAAAAGUGGAAUGACCCACGACUUAAACUGCCCAAUGAUUGGAGGGGUUCGGAUACAUUAACAGUGGAUCCUACCAUGUUUAAGUGUCUGUGGAAGCCAGACCUAUUCUUUGCAAAUGAAAAGAGUGCCAACUUCCAUGAUGUUACUCAAGAAAAUAUUCUUCUAUUUAUAUCCCGUACUGGCGAUGUCCUGGUCAGCAUGAGAUUAUCUGUUACUCUCUCAUGCCCGUUGGACUUGACCUUGUUUCCUAUGGAUACGCAGCGUUGCAAGAUGCAGUUGGAAAGCUUUGGUUAUACUACUGAUGACUUGCAGUUUAACUGGCAAUCCAGUGAUCCGGUUCAACUGGACAAAAUUGCUUUGCCACAGUUUGACAUAAAGAAAGAAGAUAUUGAAUGUGGCAACUGUACCAAAUAUUACAAAGGAACUGGUUAUUACACAUGCAUAGAAACAAUCUUCACUUUAAGAAGAGAAGUUGGCUUUUACAUGAUGGGUGUUUAUGCUCCUACAUUGCUAAUUGUUGUACUCUCCUGGCUAUCAUUUUGGAUCAAUCCCGAUGCAAGUGCUGCUAGAGUGCCACUGGGUAUUUUUUCAGUGCUCAACUUGGCAUCUGAAUGUACAACUCUUGCUGCUGAACUCCCCAAAGUGUCUUAUGUGAAGGCCUUAGAUGUAUGGCUGAUUGCAUGCCUUCUUUUUGGCUUUGCUUCUCUGGUUGAAUAUGCUGUGGUUCAAGUCAUGCUGAACAACCCAAAGAGAAUUGAAGCUGAAAAGGCAAAGAUUGCAAAGACAGAGCAAGGUGACGGGAAAGGUGGAAAUGCAGCUAAGAAGAACACAGUGAAUGGCACAGGAACUCCUGUGCACAUCAGCACGUUACAGGUUGGAGAGACGCGGUGCAAGAAAGUUUGCACUUCGAAAUCUGACCUGCGCUCCAAUGACUUCAGCAUCGUUGGAAGUUUGCCAAGAGAUUUUGAAUUGUCAAACUAUGACUGUUAUGGAAAGCCCAUUGAAGUCAACAACGGACUUGGGAAAUCUCAGGCAAAGAACAACAAAAAGCCUCCCCCUCCCAAGCCCGUCAUUCCCUCAGCUGCGAAACGAAUCGACCUUUACGCAAGAGCCCUGUUCCCAUUUACCUUCCUGUUCUUCAACAUCAUAUACUGGUCCGUAUAUUUAUGAUAAACCCCUUAUUUUUUUAAAAAAAGUAUGCGCAAUAUAUGCCAUUUCAUUACAUCAUGAAGGCCAGUCUGCAACAAUUAUUUGCAUUUGCAAAACAAUAUAUUGCAUAUCAGAUGCUGUGCUAUUGUAAUGGAACAAAAACUGGCAUCGUGGUUUUGAAUGAAAGCAUGACACCACAACGUCUGUGCUUGAACCAACUGUUGUAUAUACAUGUACAGCGUACAUCCUGCUUUAGGAACAUAUGAAGGAUAACACAUACUACAUUAUUGAAGCUGGAUAACACUCCCUGUGACUAUAAGCGAGAGUUAAAAGUGUUUCUGAUAAUGAAACUGAUGUGCACGCAGAUUAUCAGUAAGAUCAAUAUUCUAGUCUAUGUAGUAUUUACAAGUUCUCCUUAUGACUUUCAAAGCAAAGGCCCAUCUUGUUCUUGUAUAAAUUUAGAUGGCACUGUGGAAGAACAAGCUGAUGUUGUAAUUAAAAUUAUUUAGACUUUGUAAGUGGGCAAAGUAUAUAUUGAGCUGAUCUUGUCUAUGUGGAAAAUAAAGAUAAGAGAAUUUUCAAAAUCA